This is a messenger RNA of Dermacentor andersoni, 805 nucleotides long. RefSeq lists its product as uncharacterized. Gene Ontology annotation, molecular function: amine binding. Lineage: Eukaryota; Metazoa; Arthropoda; Arachnida; Ixodida; Ixodidae. Gene Ontology annotation, biological process: symbiont-mediated perturbation of host defenses. The record is from RefSeq and is a predicted model, not a curated record.
UCCGGCUCUAGCGCUCCGACAUGAUCCGUGCGACGAGAGUGGGCAUUCCGAAACUGAUGAUAAUCGCCCUCAAUUUUAUGAUCACGUUUUCGCAAGCCGAAAUGCAAAACAACGAAGAUGACUACGAUAUUAAGUUGGUACUGAACACUGAAGAGAAGCUGUGGCUGUACCAGCAAAAUUAUAACAGCAGUGAGAUACACUUGCAUGGUACUACUUCACCUUACACAUGUUUAUACAUGAUGAAGACGACCCUCAAAGAUAAUGAGUACAAUUUCACAGAAACAUUGAGAUAUUCUGGAAAAGAAGAUACCUUUCAGUAUUACGGGAAACUGGUGCGGACUGGAGGUAAUGACAAGCCAAUGAAUGCCCUCGAAGUUUUUAAGCCACCAGUAAGUGACAAAAAAUACAAGGAACUUAUUCUUAAGUACUACUCAGAAGAAGAUCCAAAAUGCAGCAUCUUUUUUGUGAGCUCGCUGGAGCAAAAGCUAACUGACAGCCUUUCUCUUUGUGAGAUGUAUAUUCGCGGUGAUGUCAUCGAGGCUGGCCCACCAGAAGAAUGCAUGAACGUAUACAAUCAAACCUGUAAGUAUAGCUAUCGUAUAUAUACCGACGACUGCAAGAAACCUGUUCCGACCGUGUCAAAUAAUAUAAAGCCUACGAAAGAUCCACGACCAAGCAACGGCGACAACGGAAGCAGCAGCAGCAACAACAACAAUAACAAGAAUGAUGGUGAUGGAAAUAAUAAUAAUAAUAGUAAUAAUAAUAAUAGACGAGGAAAAUGAAAUAAAGAAAGUAGUACUAUUGA